AGACUCAGUUCAGAAGUACCUAAUAAUACCUACAUAUACAUAAUUCUUUUAAUAGACAAAUAAGCACCUAUUUACACCUAUAAGCACCAAGAAACCCCUGAAAAGUUGAGUCAUCAGUCAGACCAACACGCAAUUAAAUAGGAAAACAUUGACAGGAACCUCCGACGUAAUGCCUGAAAACCUGAUAAUGGCAUCAUCGUCAAAACAAUGAGAUAAGCAUUAAAAUAAAAAACAAAAACCGAGGAGAUUGAAGCUUAAAAGCUUCCCAAUGAGAUUUUGACAAAACAGUUGCUAAUUAUCAACCAUCGAGACAGGACGUAUUCUAGACGGAAAGAUGAAGUUCCAUCUGUUCGCCCUUCUGGGUCUUCUCAGUGCUCUAAGUUACACCAAUGCAGCCCAAAAUUUAAUCUGCUACUAUGACUCGGCCGCGUAUGUGCGCCAUGGUCUGGCCAGAAUGUUCAAGAGUGAUAUGGAACUGGCCCUAGAGUUCUGCACACAUCUGGUAUACGGAUACGCUGGCAUGAAAGCCGAAACCUACGAGAUGUUCAGCCUGAAUGUGGACUUGGAUAUGUUCCACUACAAGGAAAUCACUUCCCUGCGCCAAAAGUUUCCCCAUCUCAAGAUACUGUUGAGUGUUGGAGGGGAUCACGAUGUCGACGAGGCCCAUCCUAAUAAGUAUAUUGAGUUUCUGGAAGCAAAUCGCACUGUCCAGCAGAAUUUCAUAGACAGCAGCAUGAUUCUACUGAAGCGUAAUGGGUUCGACGGUCUCGACCUGGCCUUCCAGUUUCCGAAAAAUAAGCCACGUAAGGUUCAUGGCUCCUUUGGCAGUUUUUGGAAAAAGUUCAAGAAGCUGUUCACUGGCGACUUUGUUGUGGAUCCCCAAGCGGAGCAGCACAAGUCUCAGUUCACGGAUCUGGUGGGAAAUCUGAAGAACGCCUUCCGGACAGCCAAUCUCAUGUUGUCCCUGACUGUGCUGCCCAAUGUUAACUCCACAUGGUACUUCGAUGUCAGCAAACUGCAUCCCCAAGUCGACUUCAUCAAUCUGGCUGCCUUUGACUUCCUCACUCCUCUUAGAAAUCCCGAGGAAGCCGACUAUACAGCUCCGAUUUUCUUCCAAGACGAACAGAAUCGCUUGCCUUACUUGAAUGUAGAAUUCCAGAUCAAUUACUGGCUGCAGAAUCACUGCCCUUCCAACAAACUAAACCUGGGAAUUGCCAGCUAUGGUCGGGGAUGGAAAAUGACCUCAGAUUCGGGACUAAGUGGCCUGCCAGUGGUUCCUGGAACCGAUGGCCCUGCUCCGGGAGGACUUCAGAUCGCCAGUACAGAGGGCUUGUUCAGUUGGCCGGAGAUUUGUGCCAAACUAGCCAAGAAUUCAUCGGCUGUGUAUCGAGGGGAAAAUGCCCCUCUUAGAAAAGUCACAGACCUCACCCAGAAGUACGGAAACUAUGCCCUCCGACCAGCUAAUGAGGAGGGCGAGCACGGCAUGUGGCUGAGCUUCGAUGAUCCGGAUUUUGCUGGAAUCAAGGCGGCUUAUGCCAAGGGUAGGGGCCUGGGCGGCAUGGCGAUAUUCGAUCUGACUUACGAUGACUUCCGAGGCCUCUGCACGGGCCAGAAGUUCCCGACUGUACGAUCUAUUAAAUAUUUUAUGGGUUAAAUAAAUCUUUACAUAAAAGCCUUAAAAUAAAUAUUUAAGUACGACAUUUUAA
Molecule: messenger RNA, 1706 nt
Organism: Drosophila bipectinata
Lineage: Eukaryota; Metazoa; Arthropoda; Insecta; Diptera; Drosophilidae
Product: chitinase-like protein Idgf1
Biological process (GO): carbohydrate metabolic process; chitin catabolic process
Cellular component (GO): extracellular region
Molecular function (GO): chitin binding; chitinase activity
Source: RefSeq, a predicted model, not a curated record